CACAGUAGAGGUAGCUUCUCAGCCUCCACAUUAAACAACUUUAUUAAAUCGCUAAAAUAGUAGUUAUCAGUUUGUGUAGAGCAUUAAAUAUAGCAAGUUUGACCUUUGUAGACUUGAUGGGAAUCAUGUCCCUUGAUGGUUGAGAGUGUAGUUAGCGAGAUAAGGGCGCGAUAUUCAGUAUUGAUCGAGGUAGUGUGUGUUGGUGAGGCAGAGUCGGCGGCCAUGGUGGGGUUGUAAAGUGAUUAUCCACGCCCGUACACCCACACAGUAUCCACGCCGUCAUGGAGGUGGUAGGGGAGUACGAAUAUAGCACCAAGGACCUCAUAGGUCACGGUGCCUUCGCCGUUGUGUUCAAAGGGCGACAUAAACAGAAACCCUCGCUCACUGUGGCCAUUAAAAGUAUCACCAAGAAGAACAUCGCCAAGAGUCAGAAUCUUCUUAGUAAAGAGAUCAAAAUUCUUAAGGAGCUGACGGAGCUUCACCACGAGAAUGUUGUGGCUCUUCUGGACUGUAAGGAAACUGCCAACCACGUAUUUCUGGUUAUGGAGUAUUGUAACGGUGGAGAUCUGGCAGAUUACCUACAAGCCAAGGGGACGCUAAGUGAGGACACCAUACGUCUCUUCUUGCGACAGAUGGCUGAGUCGAUGAGAGCGCUCUACGGGAAGGGCAUUGUACAUCGGGACCUCAAGCCUCAGAACAUCCUGUUGGCUCACGCAGGCAAGCCCAAUCCUCCACCCCACCUUAUCACGCUCAAAAUAGCUGACUUCGGCUUUGCAAGAUUUCUCCAAGAUGGAGUAAUGGCAGCCACAUUAUGUGGAUCUCCUAUGUAUAUGGCUCCAGAGGUUAUCAUGUCUAUACAAUACGAUGCUAAGGCUGAUCUCUGGUCAUUGGGUACCAUUGUGUUCCAGUGUCUUGCUGGCAAGGCACCAUUCCAGGCACAAACUCCACAGGCUCUUAAGCAGUUCUAUGAAAAAAAUGCUAAUUUAGCCCCAAGAAUACCUCCAGGGACAUCUUCUGAGCUAGUAGAUCUCCUCAUGGGUCUUUUGAAGAGAAAUGCAAAAGAUCGAAUGGACUUUGAAACAUUUUUCAAUCAUCCAUUUACUCGGAUGGGAGAUUCUUGUGCUCAGAAGCCAGUCUUGAGUAGUGGUUCUUCUACAGUACCUAUGCCUACACCUUCACCUACAUCUGCAGCUACACCUAAGCCUGUUAAUCGUGGUGCAACAUACACACAACACACACAGCCAGCUCCAAGCCCUCCCAUCGGUAAUCUUCCACCAUCACCAGAGGAGCUCCGAAUGAGCAUUGACCAACGGAGUGGCAGUGAGCUGCCUUCAGCGUCCCCUGCUGUAGGUAUUACAAAUAUAUCAAAACCUACACCAGUGCCAAGAACUUCUAAUCCUCAAGUGCAAGAAGAAGCAGAAGACUUUGUUAUGGUGCCAGCCCAACUUCCUAAUGAGCCUGAGGCAUCCAGAGUUCCACAAGGAUGGGGUGGACGUGUAUUAGCAAAGCCAGGAGGAGGGAUGGCCUACCAGAAAAAUCCUGCACAAUAUGGUCCCCUCACACCCCAAGUCCCCACCUCACCCAGGCCCUCUCAUCUUCCAGUCCAAGGUGGUAGCAGUGGCAGCACACAUUCAAGUAGUAGUAGCGAGUCAUGUCGAUCCGGAGAACCUGUCCCUGUCCCAUCCCAACGAGCAACAUUUCAUCAGAUGACCUCCUCUGGUUCCUCAGAUCAGAUAUCAACUACUCUACAACCUGAGUCUCCUAGACAUCAGGGAAUGUCUUGCAAUCGGCCAUCACCUCCACCUCGUUCACAACCAAUUAAUAUGCGUAGAGUGUCUGAUCACAAAGCUCCUGAUGUUGCUUCUUUGUCACCUCCUGCUGUUCAGUUCACCAUUGGUGAUCCCCCCAUGGGAGGGAGGCGAAGGUCAACAUCUGGGAGUUCGUAUUCGACCACACCACCAACCACUGUUGGGGUUACAGGUAACACCCAAGUGAUCCCAGCAGGUCGCCUCACUCCCACCAACUCACCUUUACGUCAGUCUGGCCGUCGUACACCUCCCUACACACCUCCCCAGCUAUUCUCAGCCCCCCCUGUGCUGCCCCCCAUCCUGGGAUCUCCCACAAAAUUAGGGCUUGGCCAGGAUAAUGCUGCUGGUGACAUCUGUGGCAAUACCACCAACCUGCCUCAUACAGCCCCACAUCGUGCUAUUACACUUCCUGAGAUGACCUCUGUCUCACGUGACCUAUUUAUGGGUGGAACUCAGGAUAUGAGUGUGGAUAGUAGUGGACUUCAGCGAUCACGAACAGAGUCUCAUCUCUUAGAAUGGCAAGCUCGUGCUGCAAGUCCUCCUAACCCUGGGAGACAAAUUGUACAGUAUGGUCAGUCUGCACCAGCAUUCCUUUUGCAAGGCACUCCAUUUGCUCAGACAGAUGGGCAAGAUACUGUAGCUUUCUAUGCACCCCCUCUUCAUCAAGAAACAUUAAUGGAGCGUGAGCACAAUGAAACGUUAGCCAAGCUUAACUUUGUGCUUGCAUUGGUAGAUUGUAUCCUAGAAUUGGCCCGUUCCCGAGCAGCACCAAUCACAGCCUUGCGACAAAAUGCAGCCAUGAGAGAAUCAGUGUCUGGAGGUUCACCUCGAGACUCCGAUGGUUCUACAAUGGCCUCUCCCCCACCAGAGUGGCAGCGAAGAGCAGAGCAACUGGUACUGUAUGUCCGAGCCUUGCAACUGCUGUCUUCAGCACUCACUCUAGCAAAACAUGAAAAGUCAGUUAGCAGACUACAGCCCUCAAAUGCUGUCAAGAAUGUCGUUGGUGUGCUAAAUGACAGAUUUCGACAAGCAUUGAGUGUCUGCAAGGAAUUAAACAGUUCAGGAGCAGUGACAGCAGUAGAUCCAAGAACAUCCACUAUAACAGCUGACAAGCUAAUUUACAAUUAUGCUAUUGAAAUGUGCCAGAGUGCUGCAUUAGACGAGCUCUUUGGAAAACCUGAGGAAUGCUUCCGACGCUAUCAAACCGCACAGAUACUACUACAUGCUCUAGCUCAGCAAGUAGCACACGACUCUGACCGCUCUCUUCUCACACGUUACAAACAAGCUGUAGAAAGACGACUGUUUCUCCUUCAUGAGCAGGGAGUGGUUCAUGCAUAUAAUACAAAUGAAGCAUAGUGAAAUGGAAAGAAGCAUGUGUGUGUGUAUGUGUGUGUGCUGCGUGUGUGCUUCAAUAAACUAUAUAUAGUAGACACUUGAUUCUGCAAAUUAAUUGUAUCAGGGAGGGAGGAAGGUUGGGUGUUCCGAUAUUAAAAAAAAUCAUAACGAUCUAGAGAUUUCUACUUAUAUUUGGGCUAAAAGGGUUGUGAUCUUAUUAAUGCAGUGCAUUUGUGCAUACUAUGAUACCAAAUUACCUGAAUGAUGUGAAAUUUAAACUCUAGAAUAAAUUUUUUGUUUUUAAUUUAUUUUGGCUGAGCUACAUCUGUUUUCCUGUCACCAUCAAAUGGCAAAAACUCUGGCCCAAAGGAUUUUAUAUUCUAUAAUACUGUAUAUUAUUAAUCAUUUACAGUGCAGUAUUAUCAUUUGAAACACCAUAUAUGCUGUUUACAUUUAAAUAUGAACUUUACAAAACUAGGAGAAAAGGUGUCUAUUAGCGACUUGAUACAGUAGCCCCCCUGCAUCCGCUGGUGAUAUAUUUCAAGACCUGUGGAUUCCCCCGAAACCACGGAUAGCAGCAAACCUUAUAUACAAGCCAUUUUUUGUUUACAUGCAUAUCUAUGAUAAAGUUUAAUUGGUAAAUUAUGCACAAUAAAACAUUACAAACAUUAAAUAAUAAUAAAAAUAUAUUGUACAUUAUUAUACUUGUGCACACUCACUCUCUCUCGAAUGAAAGGGAUUCCGAUGUUUUAGCUUAACCCUCAAGGGACGAUGGAGCAAUGAAAAAUAUCUUGUACACACACACACACAGUUUAACUACAUUUGAAACUUACAAAUCGUUAAUUUCUGGAAUUUCUAUUUAAUAUUUUUGGGUCGCUGUAAACUGCGAAUAACUGGAACCAUGGAAACCGAACCCACGGAUAUGGGGGUCCUACUGUACAACUAAAGGUAACUUUACAAGUUAACCUAUACUUGAUUUUAACUUGGCAACAGUUAUUCUUGGCUUCCAGAAGUAGAGCCAUUGUUCGAUCAUUGUCCUCUACUGGAGUUCUAAUUAAAAAAUGGCAAGUUUUGAUGUUUUCUAGUUUAAUUGAAUGUUUUCACAUCUCUAGAGAGUACAAAAGUCAUUUUUUGCUGGGUCAGUGGACAUGCCACUCAGCUAUUCACAAACUACUAAUCUCCCACAGGCUUUCCCUUCCCUAACUGUUUUCUAGUACUCUCAGCAACUUCAGAACUGCUGGCGAAAACCUUAUUCCAAGUUAUGAUACACUAAAUUAUCAAACCACAGUUAAAUUCCUGGCCAACUUUCCACUUCUGAUGAGUUGGUAAGUAAUUUUUUGUGAUAAAUAGGGGACACACACAACUUUCAGAUACUACAUGGAGAAAUGUCUUGGCACUUUUCUGCAAGGAUGCCAUAUCUCAAAUUAUCAGUUCUUCAUGUCUUGAAAGACUUGUCUUAAUUAUCAGAGAGCAUGCAGAAUUCACCUCAAGACAUCUACAAUGCCCAGACACACUUGGUCUAACUGACCACCUCAAGCAAGUCCCACUGUUAAUGCAGACUUAAUUCUUUCACUUUUUGAUGGAAGCUAACUUAUUCACAAAUUUUUACUUAAAUUUUUGAUCCACACUAACCCCUACCCUUGCACACCCCUUCUUACAGAGCUGUAUGGCCCACAGAUUUAGUGAAUAUUUUUUAAUAUAAUAUUGACCCCCUUAUAAGCUCUCUGAUCACCCUUAAGUGUGGAUGGUAUCUUGCCACAUCAUGAUUAUAAGUUACAGAAAUAAAAUGAACUAGCCAAAUUACUAUUUAACAAACCUCUCAAUACAAACCAGUGUGAUCAUCCUUAUAAAUUGAAUAAAAUGGAAGCAUGUUCUCAAAAUAUAAUCUUUUCAUUUCUUGUUAGACUCUAUGCUCUUCCUAUUAAGGACUCAUUAACUAUAUGUUACUGCUGUUAGGCCUAGAAUAAACAUUUUCCAGUUCAAUCAUUGCUCACAUUAAAAUCAGUCAUGCCUAAGUUUUAGCAAAUUUAUCUGUAGCCUUGAGAGCUUCACUUCAUACCACUAUUCCUGUUGUAUAUUGCUGUAUGAAUCAUGUAUUUGCAGCAUUUUUAAAAUUCCUGUGUUCAGACCACCUUGCUCUUUGCUCUCUUUUAGCAGCAAACCUCAGGUUUCUUUCUUUUCUUUUUUACAUAGCAAACAGUACUUGUUAUAAUACCAAUAUUCUCUUGGUAAGAAUAACAGUCUCCAUACUCAAUCCUUUGGUCAGUUUAAUCUUUUCUUGAAUUUCUACCAGCUUCAUUUUCCUCUUGCCACUGUUAAUCCUCAUCAGUAGUGCUGUUAGACAUCUUUUUUAUACAAUAAUCAGUGCAGUUUGUUAAAAAAUGACAGUCUAUUAAACACUGAUAAAAUCUUUUAGGCAGAGAUUUGUGCCUUAUGCUAGAACACCAGAGGAAAUAUAAACAAUACGUUAGCCUCGGGAAGAAGAUAUACCUGAUCACAUUUAUUUUAGCAGGUGAAUAAUGCAUUUAUAACGAAUAACCUUUUAUUGCAACAUAAAGCCAGAUUAUAGGGAUUCUCUUGCUUAUUUGAACCAGUCCUGGGAUGAACGAGGAGUCAUAUCUGAAUUGGAAAGUGUUCAGUUUACCUGAGGAUUCGAAUAAUCAAGUGUUUAAUAUCAAUAUUAUAUACUAUAUAUAUAGUAUCCUAUAUAUUUAUGUAGAGUGCUGUAUAUACUGUAUAUACAGUUGCCCUUUUUUUUUUUUUUGUGGAUGACACUUUUCAGCUUACUUGGCAAUAUUCUUUGAAAAUAGCUUCCGUAAUAGGAAUUUCGAAAAGAUUACAAUUCUAAGAAAAAAGUAUAAAUUAAUUGCAAUAUUUGGCAUUAAAUACUUAAGAGGUAUAAAAUGUUUUGAUAUAUGUUGCAAAGUGUACUGUAUUUACACAUUAAUAUUUGUUAAUACAGAAUGGUAAAAUCCUAAAAUUGUUACAAAGUACACUAUAAAUUCCUUUUCAAUAUUAAGGAUCUGUUUUGUCAUUGCCUUCUGAUUCUGAAUAAUUUUUUAAGGAAAUGGGUUUUAUCUGCAAAAAAAAAAAAAAUCUACAAGUUCUCUUAGAUGAAGAAAUGUAGAAAUAUAUGGCCAAUGUACAUUAAAGAAUUACAUUAUUAACAAGAAUUUCAAACCAAUGCUUCCUAAUUUAUUCUCAAUGUUUGUAGGAAUUCUGUCAGUUUAAUGUAAAAAUAAUGCAUUGCAAACAUGAGCGUGUUUCCGAAUGACAAUACGUAGUUAUGAAAAGGUAUUGAUAAUGAGCCAUGUAAUUAGCAGUGUUGUGUGUGCUUUAUAUAUACAUCCACAUACACAAAUAUUAUCACUUAACCAAGCUCUGGUUGACACUACAACGUAUAUUUUCAUGAACACUCGAUACCUCUGUUUUGUAGCCUUGUUCCAUACAGUGAUUGUCACCUAGAGAUGUUCAUGGCUCAAAUAUUUGGUUCAUCAAAUUAAAUCCCAAUGCAUAAUCAUGUAUAAUUAGUAAAGCAUCAGUUUGUUCCAUCAUUACUAGCAUGUGUAUUAUGAUGCAGGAUGAGGAACACAAAAUCAUUCCUCUUAUCAGCUUUAUCCAAUACCAUGGGUAAACAUAACUGAUGUUAACUCUAACUUGUAUGAAAUAUUUACAGUAAUGGGAUUUUCAACUUAUUGCAGAGAUGCACACACUUCUGAAUGGGAGAAUGGUUUCAAAUGAAAGAUAAUGUUUAUGCCUUAUUUCCAUAAAUUAAAGAAAUUUAUGUUGCCAUAAUGAGAAUAAUGGUAACAGUUCUUGCCUUAGUUUAAAAAAAAAAAGAUUCAAUAGGUUACAAACAAUAACAUGUAAUUAUCAGUGAUAUCAUGCUCUUAUACAAUAAGUUAGUCAAAAAAUUUAGCUGAGUGUAGGAGUUAUACAGUAUACACCAAUGCUGAAGUUAUUCAGAACUGCAAAUCAAGGGUUUUAGAAUCCUUAGUUUAUUUUUUUCUGGUACUAAGUUUAGUAAUGCAUUUUUAUAUGGAGGAAAAGACAACUAGGUUAUUUUUAGACUGAAGAUGCAGAAAGGAACCUCAGUCUUUUCUCUGAGGUUAAAAUCUACAUUUAUUGUAAAAAAUAAACAUAAUAAUACAUUGCAGUUUGUUAUUGAAUGUUCAAAUAAUAUAGAAUGUGUAUUUAUUUUGAUGCUUGUCAUUCAGACUUACGAUACAGAAUACAAAAUGUGCUAGAGUGGUUGCCGAAUAAUCAGUAUUGGUGUUGAUAUACUGGGAAGUAGUAUAUGUAUCAAGUGCUUAUAAAUCUUAAUACUCCUGAUGCUGUGCUCACCUUCACUUUCCCUCAUGGCCAAGAGGAAAGCCUUUAAUGUGUAUUAUAUUUUUAUUAUGUCUGAUUGCAUUACUUUGUUAAUUAUCAUUUUAAUUUGUUUUGUAUUUAUAUUUUCUAUAUUAAUUGAUUCCUGUGCUAUAAAGGAUGUAUAUACUAUAAUAAGUAAACAGUUAUAAACUAAGGCAGUUGAUGAAUCAAGGUUUGUGAAAGCAUUUGAAGGUGGCUGGUUCAUUAUUUUCUCUUAUCUGAAGUAAUGUUACUUCCAGUUUAAUUUACUAAGCAAGUAUGGAAUGAGGUUUAAAUCGUUGCAUAGGAUGCCAAUAAAAGUUGAAAAAGUUGUCGGUAAGAAGAAUUUUCAUAAUUUGUGUAUCCACUCGUUAGUUUAACUUUCUCAUUGAGAAGGAAUGUAAAUAACUAGAUAUUAACUUGGUUAACAUAUGACUUGACAUGUAACUUGGUUAACAUAUGACGACAGUUCUGAAUUUGUUUUACUUUAUUUUUGUCUUUCAAAUCUAUAUACAAUUACUCAGGAAAAAAUAGCUUAAGAUUCAAUUGCCACGAAGUCUUUUGUUCUGCAAAUAUGUGUAUAUAUGUAUGUGUGAGUGUGUGAGUGUUUAUUUAAAAAAAUUAUAUACUACAGUAUGUAUUACUUGCAUGUGAUGAUUUAAGCUUUGUAUAUCUUUUUUUUUCCAUAGCAUGGUGAGAAAUAAUUAAAACAAUAUGUACUUAGCUAUUUUUUAUUAUAUAUAUAUUUUUUGAGCUAAUGCCCCUACUCAAGUUACAGAGUAAGUCAGUAUAAUUCUGCUGAAUAUUUAAUAAUGUAUAACCUGAUAAUUAACACCUAGGAGUUGAUUUUUCCUGUUGCCCAUAUAUUCACUAUCAACACAAUGAAAAUUAAUGUAAAUUUGUUUUUUUGUGUUGACUUCUAGUCAACACAGUGAAGAGCAUUUCAUGUUAUAAUUACCAUUGUAUAUUUUACAUUUGUGAAGUCUUUAGAAAAUUGCAGCCUUUUACAGUGGUACAGUGACAUUCUCUAAGGAUUUAUGGGGAAAAAUCACUAAAAAAUGAAAAUGAAGUGAUGCCUAUGAAGUUUUAAUCUAGUCCUGUAACACUUAGCCCAGGGCAAAAUAUACUUCACUAUUAAGGAAUAAACAUAAGUCACAGGCAAAAACACAAAUAUUAUUCUGCUUCUAGGCUGUAUACUGUAUAUAAAACAAUUGCAAGAUGUAUCUUGAGGGGCGUUCAUUUAUUUGUUAAAUGACUGAAGGAAUGAGAAAAUGUUUAAAAUUUUGGUAAAACUAUAUGAUUUUGAUAAUUACAUUUUUUUUUAAUAUACGAGGAAAUGAAUCAGUUGAAAGUAUUUGAGCAGAUGGUUUUUGUUUUGAGGAGGAUAAAAUCCCAUGUUGGUAUUAGAAUAGUAAGUUUUUGUUUUUUAACUUUCAAGUUGUCUUUCUAGUCGAUUAAUUUGUAUGUGGGCAUUUUGGGUGGGUAUGUGUUGAUCUUGGUGUCAUACAUGAAAGACACUAAUUCUGUCAGCCCAUAUCACAAUAUAGGGACACGUGUCUCAAGAUCUCGUGCUUAGUUCAUAGUUUGUAUUUUGUGCAUAGGAAAAGAGCUCACAACAGAGGCAUGUAUUUUAUAAUAUGCAUGCAAACUACCAGUAUGUGUGUGUAUAUUUAUGCUACACAUACAUUUAACACAUGUAUACACCCACACACACUCACACUCGCAUACCUACAUCUAAAUCUUCGUUAGGCAGUUAUCGCAUCCAGUCUACAUUAAACAAGUUUUUUUCUGUAAUUUUCAGACCUUACAUGAUUUCAGUCUCAUGUAUUGGAACACUGAAUGUUAAAAUUUCAUAGUUCCUGUUGAGUAUUCUGUGACUACUAAUUUUAAUUGUGCAACCACAGUUAUGGGCAAAUUGCCAUAUGAGCAAGACAUGCCUAUGCUACCAACCUAUACCAACUCAAAAUGUGGGUAGUGGCAGUGGCUGUUGCCGUGGUGCCUGCCAACCACAGCAUCUGUGAUCUGUUUGUUUUUACGUUAGUGAGAUUUUUUACAAGAUGACUCCUUGCAUUACUGUAAGAGCUGCAAGAGCAAAAUAUUGUAAAAGUUUGAAUACGAGAAAUGUAUAUUUCUUGUUAAAAUGCUGCUCUGUCUGUGUUUAUUUCUGUGCCUAUUAUUUAAUUCAGGAAUAUAAGACUCGAGAUGAGAAGUCAGUGUGAUGGCUGACUAGUUUGUAGUUAAAUGAAAGAAAGAGUGCAAGUUGUGUGGAUGACUCUGAAGGGGUAUCUGAUAAUCCCAGAUGUAGACUAGUUGUUUGUCAUCAGAGUUGGCCAGCCUUUGUAGCAAGUUUGAUGGCACAUUGCAGUAUUACAAGACACAGAAGAAAGUCUUACACAUUCUGUCACAUUUGCAGAAUAUUGGGAAAUUUGUUACUUAGCCAAGACAUUAAAUUAAUAUUUGGCUAUUGGUCUCUGUUCCUGUUAAACCAAUUGCAAAUUUUGCUGUUAAGUGUACAGAUUAUAGCAGAAAAAUUCUUAUUUUAAAAAAUUAUAAAAUAUCAAAAUACCAAAAAGAAUACCGCUAUGUUUGACUGCUGUAGCAGUAGGGCAUAAAGCAGGUCCUGUAAUACACUAGAUGCCUUUAUGUAUAUGUGAAGCAGAUAAACAGCAUUGUGUAGAGUAUCUUACCUACUAUAGGCAAGUUUUUGGUGGGUACAACCAUCUUCUAGCUCCUAGUCAUGUUAAUAUGAAUCUUAGGAGCAGAUGGCCACCAGAGGUAGGGUUAUGAAUGUACAGGUUACCCUUACCUGUAUUUGUGUACAUAUUUGAUGAGGAUGCAGGUAAACAUUAUUUACUCUUGCAACUAGUACAAUGCCCUCCAUGGGCUGUCAUUUUAUAUUCUUAUUAUAAACACAAUAGAGCAAAAAGAAAAGUCAAAUAAAAAUAAAAUCUC
Cherax quadricarinatus is the source of this 10445-nucleotide messenger RNA. Lineage: Eukaryota; Metazoa; Arthropoda; Malacostraca; Decapoda; Parastacidae. The record is from RefSeq and is a predicted model, not a curated record.